Paralichthys olivaceus (Japanese flounder) is the source of this 8356-nucleotide messenger RNA. RefSeq names its product RUN and SH3 domain containing 1 (gene rusc1). Gene Ontology annotation, molecular function: protein binding. Lineage: Eukaryota; Metazoa; Chordata; Actinopteri; Pleuronectiformes; Paralichthyidae. The record is from RefSeq and is a predicted model, not a curated record. Gene Ontology annotation, cellular component: cytoplasmic vesicle.
CGCACUGUCCGGGAUGUGAACGAGCGACGAGAUGGAGACCUGCAUCCGUCUUUACCCGCAUCUGAUGGAUCUUGGGAGUGAAGCCAAAAUGUGACCGUCACGGAGCGACAUUGUUUGGAUCUCUCAAGCCUUUCCAACACUUGUUUCUAUAGCAACAGAAAGAGCAGAGUAUCCAAAAAAGUCCCAUUCCCAGAAUGCAGUCCUCUCAGCCUUCAAAGCUGCGGCGUUUUGACGUCAGCAGACGGACCAAUAACUCAGCCGGACCAAAGUCUCACGGCCCUGGUUUUCAGAAAGAGGAUAAAAACAUGAACACAAUCACUGCGUCCUCCCCACGCCGGGCUACUAAAGGCCCCACUGCAGCCACCAGGACCAGGGUGGCAGUGCAGCCUCGAGCUCCAGUGAACCCCUCCAGGUUUGGGGCUCAGAGACAGGUCCCCACCAUCUCCAAAUCGACCAAACCCAAACCCAAGAUCACUCGAGCAUCUGCAGCAACCAAGAUUGCACCUGCAGCAGCUCCUCCUCCUCCUGCGAUUCCAUCUGUUCUCCCUCUUGACCCAAAUUGCAACGAGCCGAGCCUCCCGUGUCUGUGCUGCGAUGGGCGCUCCCCGCAGGACAACAACAGCAUGUUCAACCACAACCACAACAACAACAACACCAUCUCUAUGAGACAGCAGCUACAGCUUCCUCCUCCUCCGGCCCCUGUGCCUCAGAGGAAGGAUGGAAAAGGGGCCAAGGAGAAACCUCAACCUCCAUCACAGGCAAAGGCCCAGCUGGAGUCGGCUUCCCACCCUGCUGCCAGUCUGGAAAACGAAGAGAAGAGCAGAGAUGAAAGCGCUGAUCUGGACAACAAGAAAAAUGUGAAGGUAGAGGAAGAAGAUGAUGAAGAAGAGAGCAGUGGGGAUAUUGAUAUUGAUGAUGAUGAAGAGGAUGCUGACAAUGAUGAUGACGACGAUGAUGAUGAUGACACUCUGGUCCCCUCCUGCUGUGAUUGUCCCCCCUCCCUCCUGGAGUUCUCACUCUCCUCCUCUACCUCCUCAUCCUCCACUUCCAUCAGCUCCUGUUCUGAUCUGGAGUCUGACUGUGCAGAUCAAUCUGCGUCCAUCUGCUCUUCCCACGACCUAGAAAAUCUUUCUGUCGCUCUGUCCCCCAAAGACCACUCUCUUCCACAAGGCCUUGAAUCCAAGCCUCCAGCACGCUCACCUCCAUCUCUCCCUCUUAGCUGCAAUCCUUUCACCUUAAGGUCACGUUCCCCUGUGUCCCUGUGCUCCCCAGAUGAAGGCUACCCCUCUGCCCUGGACUCCCCAUCCCCUGAUUAUUUAGGAGUCAAAGGUGAUACUGAGGUCACUAAACUAGGUUUGCUUGACUUUCUAGAAUCAGUAGGGGAGUUUGGGAAGAUGGAGCGCUUCAGCCAGGUAAUCCAAGUGGCUCGUUGGGAUCUGGAGGGGGAACAGCAGUGGGAUGUUCUGAGGGAUCGGUUAGAUCACCUCGAUCGCUUGGAGAAAGUGAACAGAGAGGUAAAGCUGGCCUACAUCGCCAGACUCCAUGAGAAGGGAUUCGAUCUCGGGGACCUGGAAGAGCAGGAUCUCUCGGAUGUCAUGGAUGAAAUGGGCAACAUUGACAUUUCCUGGAAGUUGUAUAAAAGUCGUGGGGAGAUGAUGACGGAAUCUCAGGAGUUCUCAGAUGCAGGGGUCGACCUCACCGCUCCGUCAGAUUGCGAUGAUCCUCUCGUCCCAGAUUCUCUCACCCCCUCCCCUGUCGAGCCACCACCCAGGCCCCCCAAACCUCCUGCCCGUCACGCCAGUGUGAGCUCUUACCUCCACACCUACAUCAAUAUCAGCAGGGAGACCACCUCCAUGGCUGUCUCCACCUCUCCUACAUUGUCGACUUUCUCCCCUAACUCCUCCUCCCCCACAUUCACCACUUUUAGGUGCGAGAAACCCCUACCUCCAUCUCCACCGUGUGUUCCUCCUCUCCCUGCCUCUGCUCCCUCUAAACCGGUCCCUUAUCUCACCCUCUAUACUACUCCCUCACCUCCUAGGUCUCUUCCCACCCCAACUCCUCCCAUCCCUCCCCCUCGGAGACGCCACCUCGCCAGGAAAGAGGCAAAGCGGCUUGCUGCUCUUAAAGCUGAACAGGAAAAGACCCCCCUGUCACUCCCACCCCCCACUACACGGCCACCGCCUCUUCCUCCUCCACCUGUAAUCUCAAUCUCCUCUUCAUCUCCCCCUGCCAUACCACCUCCACCUGUCCUGCCUCCUCCCCCCUCCUUCCACGCACUGGAUGUAGAGAUUCGGAAGCUGUUGAUGCUUGCAGGAUUGACCCAAGCUGAACUCCUCAAACUCAGCCCGGAGCUUGGUGUCUGUGUAGGAGGGUUAGAGGAUGAGGAAGAGGGAGACACUCUUCCUUCAUCUAGGUCUGUGGAAUCAUAUGAGUUCAGACUAAAAGACAGGGAGGAGGAGAAGGACUGUGACAGCGAUUUCAUGGAUAGAGAUGGAGGCAGCAGAGGCAAGUUGGAAGGAGAUGGAAGAGUAGAUGUAGCUGGAGAAGGCGAGAAGACAGAGGACGGCAAAGACGCACAAAGAACCACCUCAUUCACAGAGAUGGCAAGAAGAAGAAAGAGGAACAGUGGUCUGACAUCUGAUCAUUACUACAGCACCGGUCUUAGCAAUACACAUGAAAGUAAAGCAACGAACAUGAGCUUUGAGACUUUCCAUUAUGCUGAAUUACCCAAUUCUCCUCCUCCUCCUCCUCCCCCUCGCCCCUUACCCCCAAUCCCUCCGUCUUUGCCGUCCCUCAAAGUCAGCACUCUCCCUGCCAACUCUGCUCAACCUGAGCGAUUUGAUUGGCUCAUAGCAUUCACACCUGAAUGUGAUGCCCCACCGCAACCUCCACCCCUGGCAAUGAGGAAAUCUCAUAAGGAAAUCCAAAAGAAACCUGCUCCUUCAGGGUCAUCUCCUGUGUCAGCUCCGAUCGUCACAACCUUCAAAGAGCUGCGUUUCCGUAACAAGAGCGCCUCCCCUCCGACAAGGGUGAUCAUUGACCCGGAGCCUGACCCCACAGUCAUCACGCCAGAUCCAGACAUACUCUACAACCUGAGGUGGAGGAGAGAGAAGGUGGACAGCGAUGGCCUCCCGUGGGAGUACACCUCUCAGGCUCAGGCCCUGUUCAUGCAGCCGCCACCAGCUCUCACCUCAAUGGCUGCUCUGAAGGAGAUGCUGCAGAGGGCCGAUGAGCAGGGUAGACAACCAGAGCUGUGCCCAUCACAGAAGAUUGGCUGCUCGGUCAGUGAAAACAGUCUGUGGACCAUGGGCAGAGAGUGGGAGGGCGAGGAAGUUCGAAGGGAGGAACAGGAAGGGAAGGAGGAAGAAAAAGAGGAGGAGGUGGAGGUGAGAGGACAAGCUGAUGGAGGAAGAACCUUGAAAUCAAGAACUACAGUUUCCUCCCCCCCACUCUCCUUAGCCCAGGCCUCCCAACCCUACUUCCUGCACACCACCCUCCCUUCCUAUCGCCCAGGCUUCUGUAACUCCCAGCCCCCUGCAGAUCCCCGGCCCCACCACCACGUAGGCAGGGAGUCCUCAGACAAACACUGCGGCACACAGUGGACCCCCGCUGUCAGCGCAGCUUGUGUCUACAAAGAUGAUUCCAGCACUGAUACGAGCUCUGUGUUUAACCACGACUCCCUGGCUGAUGUAGCUGUAGACUCUCCUCGGGAUUAUGGGAAUAUCUGUAAGAAAAACACACGCUCGGUGCAGCAGUCCAUCAGCGACUCCAAAACUAAUGACGGGGAGUUUGACUCUAUUUGUAAUUUUGACUCUCUCUACAGUAGUGACUCAGAAAAGAAGAAUUUCAUACACACUAAGUCAGAUUCACCUGUUAGUGGCGCCACUGAGGCCUCGGGCUGCACCACUCCGUAUAAGAACAUAGAUGUCAUGAUGACGUAUUCCAACGGCCUCAGUGCUGUGGAUUCUUCACACGCACGCCACAGCAGCGACAAGGCCAGGACCUCCAAAGAGCUCCCCCCUCUCCCCACCUAUUACCUGUACCACCCCAAGAACUGCCCUCUGCACAGGGGGGCUCCUCCCCGCCUCUCCCCUAUCGGAGCCCUGUCCCCUCCGCAGCGUCCCGGAGCGCCCCCUCUGGGCACUGCAGGCUCUUCCCUCAGCUCACCGCUUUUCCCCCGCUCGCGCACCUUGCCCGCCCUUGCUGCUCCCCUCUACUAUCCAAACCUCUACCCUCCUAUACCCCCCAAGGCGCCUCCCCUACCCCCCAAACUCUACCAGGCUCCUCUGCAGUCACGUGUGGCGACUGUUCGCAGUGUCUCAUUCGCCGGCUCUGUACAGAGGGCAGAGACGUCCUGGAUGGGCGAAGAUGUGAAGUUUCCGAUGAGAGGUCUUGGCCUGUCCUCUUUGUGCCUGCAGGAGAAGAAAGCUCUGGUCAGUGCGGUCAGUGUGGCAGUGGAAGCCAUUUUGGCCCAGUUCAGUUCCUCUCGGACUGUAGUUCAGAAGUCUCUCUCAGUUAACAAGGCCUUAUCAGGAGACAGCACUAUAAAUCCAUCUCUGGGCCGUCUGGUGCUGCAGUGCCUCUGCCACGCCCUGCACAACUUGCUGACCGAUGGCUUGAAACCCCAUCAGAGUGACCUGAUUGCCGGCAGGAGGCCAAACUCUGCAUGGGGUCUCGUCCAGGCUUCAACCAAGCCAGGCCCUAAAACACAAGCAUUGUUCAACCUUCAAGUUCGGGUUGGGGAGUUGCCGCAGCUCAGAAAGAGCAAACACAGGUUCAAUGCAUUCCUCCUCGGUCUACUGAAUAUCAAGUUUCUUGAUUUCUGGCUCUCUCACCUUCAGUCUUGCGGUGAUGUGUUGGAGACAUUCUACUGUCCCUCCUCCUUCAUGCGUCUGUCCCUCACCACCUGCCAGCCUCUGUUCGAGGAGCUGCUCCUGGUGUUGCAACCUCUCAGCCUGCUCACCUUCAACCUCGACCUGCUCUUCCAGCACCACCACUUAGAGCCAGACAGUCACAGCCCAGAGAUCCCUAGUCCGCCCUGUCAGGACGCAAGGUUCCAGAUCUCAACAAAGGGCUCCCAGUCCAAAAUCACAGGCAGCAGAUAUAUUGAAAGCCUCUCAGAAGUGGACUUUGGAAGCCCAGAACAUCAGGCACCUACAGACACAUUUUCACCACAGGCUCCAAAUCCAAAGAACGAAGGAUCACAUGUCAGUGCUGCACCCGUAAAAGCUUCGGCCACUCUCAUCCACACAAGUCCUCAGCUUCAGUGGGUGCAGGAGAAGGAGAUUGGAGCGUUACCUCCUGAUGUUGACGAGGACAGCAUCGCUCAGCAGGCAGGACAGGUGAUCCAGCAGGGGUGGGGUGCUGUAAUUCGCUGGGGAGGCCGACUGCAACAGAACCUGGCUGAGCUGAGUCUGUCUGCAGGGAAGAGGGAGGAAGUGAACACUGAUUUACCGGAACUCCAGACAAGCAGCGACUACACUCCAGUCAGCAGUGGUGCUCAGGUUCCCUGGGGUCUGGGUCGACUGUUUGGAGCCUCUAAAGGCCCCAGCAGCCCGACGGGUCACACGCCGCCAACCAGGCGUCCCUCUCAGUGGUUGGCUCCCGGUGUCACGGCACUGACUCGGAUUAUGAGCAGCCAUCCCGCUCAUGUAAAGACGGCCCCGGAGCCUCAGGGAGAAAGUGUGCCAGAGUCAGAGAAAGACGGCGAGUCACUGGAGAUGAAGGACAAACCCAGACCACUCAGGUCCGUCCGAACGCUGUGUGACCACUCUGGAGCAGGUUCGGAGCUCAGCUUCUGCAAAGGCGAGGAACUCCUGGUGUUGGGAGGCGUCGAUCAAGACUGGAUUCGCUGUCGUCAGGGAGACAAAGAGGGGCUCGUACCUAUCGGCUACACGUCCCUUAUCAUGUGACUUUGGCGCCAUAACAACUGCACUCAAUCAAUAAUGAAAAAAAACAAACAAAAAAGUAUAUAUUUGAGUAUUGAGAGGUUACGGUGAGGCUCCUCUACUCUGAAAGGGAUAUUUUACACUUUUGCUCGGUUAGAGUUUGAGUUGAGUGCAUAACACCAUCUGCUCUGCUUUGCGUUCAUCACGAGCAGACUGCAGCCCUCUCCCUUCAUGAACAUAAGGGACGUUUUUUUUUUGCCAUCACAAUCCAUCCAGUUUGGUAGCAACUAAUGGAUCUUAGCAGCAGGAUUGCAGCAGAUGGUGUGAAAUAAUGACUCAAGUCAAAUUUAGACCAUUUCACACAGGAAGAUCGUUGACGUUGGAGUGAAGUAUCCCUUUAAAUGCCCUUUUUUCCCAUAGUGUCUGCCUUCCUUGCCUUUAGCCACUGAUUUGAAAAUGAUCACAGGGGGAUAAUCUGCGCAAUCAACCAAUGGCGCGUUUUCAGAUCAGCGGCUGCUUGUUGUGAGGAGGCGGCGGUCGACAGCCUGAUGGCAGCCACGUAAUUAUCUCUAUUCGUCAGCAGCAUAGAGUCGUGGUCUGCGGGUUGUCGAGUGGAGGAAGCAUGUCAGAGUACUGGGCUGUAGCUCCUGUUGCAUACUGCGUAGUAAUGUUGUGAAUUGUAGCUGUGUACAUCUGUGCUCUAUUGACCUUUCACCCCUAUUGACCUCUCACCUUUAUCGCCUGGUUCAUGUGUGUUUGACAUGUUUCUGCUUCUAUAUUUGACUGUAAAAUAUACAUAAAAUAUAUAAAUAUAAAUAUAUAUAUAGGUAUAUAUAUUGAGAUUAUUACCAAGAUAGAUAGAAAGAUAGAUGAAGAUGAAGAAGCAGGUGGUGAAAGACGAGGACGUGGAUGAGUAAUAAUGGAAGGAUUAUUUCUUUGUCUUUACAUCUACAUCUUUUCUUAUACAUCAGGUGGUUGUCAUACAUGCAAAAAGAAAGGUGUGUGUGUUUGUUUUAAGUAUGAAAUCCAACAUCUUCCCUCUUUUGUGCUUUUAUCGUCUUGUCAUCAUAUUUAUCAAAUUAUUAGACAUAUAGUAUUAUUCAUACCUGUGUGCAUCGUAAUGUGCCAUUAAUGCUCUGAAUUAAUGCCAGAAAAUACCCAUAGAGCCAUAGACGAAUAUCUGACAACAGCAAUCUGUAGCUUUUCUCUCCACUCGUCCAAAACCUCACAGGCCGACGUGGGUCGAAGUGAAAGCCUCUCACAAAACUGAGCUCAGCUCUCGUUCAACACUAUCUAAACUUAACACUUAUGAGGGAAUCCAUUUAUAACGUAACCCGUACCUGCUACUGUAAAGUCUGUGGGUUUGGUGGCUGGUCUUCACCUCGUACCUCAGCUCUUUGUAUUUAGCGUAAUUCCUGCCAUGUUUGCUGAUCAUAAUCAUUGAUAUUAAUGAUAGUGGUAGUAGAAGUGGUGGAAGUGCUUUGUUGAUUCUGACGUUGAAAUAUGUUGCUUUGUGUCAUAUAUUUAUUAGUUAUUCUCUAGAUUCUGUAUUUAUGACUAUGCAUAUGGUUAAAUGUACAACAAAAACACCUUUUUCGUUUGUUUGUUUUUCGAAGUCAUAAUUUUAAUUUAAUGCUCUCAUGCAUUUAAAUUCUAAAGUAAUAGUUUAAAUAGUUAAAAGUUAAAAUAAGAGUCUACUCUAAAAAAGAAAAAAAUGUAGGACCUCAGUUAAUUCAGCAGGAAAGUUUCAAUGCAAUUAAUCAGGGAAAAAUUCAGUCCUUCAAAGUUUCCUCAUCUUUUUGUGUCACUGCCAUGUAGCAUGAGAUUAGUGUCACUACGGCAACAGUCCAGUAGCAUUAAAUUAAACCAGUGCUCAUAACUUGUAACUAAUCAUCACAAUCAAAUGCCAUCAAAUGGAUAUUACAUAGAUGUUUACAAGAAAAAAUGUCCAGAUAGAUAUAUAUAUAAAACAUCAUUUCACACAUUGACACAUGUUGUGUUAAUGCCUUUUUUUGGUUUGUGAAUAUUUGUUUCAAAAGUGAGAUUAUAUUCUAAAGGCAUUUAUUUUGAAAAUCAUUAAUUUAUUGGAUGUGCUAUUUAUUGAUUAUGAGGUUUUUGAACGGGAUAGCUCUCUAUCUGACCCAUCUAGUGUCUCUCUAUCUAUCUGGGUGCUGUAUGGGUGUAUGUGAGUGUGUACCUGGCAGCGUGUGAGGCAGUGAAAGCAGGGAUGAGUGUCUGCACAUCCUGCACUUUCACUUGUGUGUGUGUUUAAGUGUACUGUACCCCCCUCUCUCCCUCUUCUCCUCACCCUCCUCUCUUUCUCUCACUGGUGUCAUGUAGCCUGUAGACAUCCCCCAAGUAUCCUACUAUUGCAUUUAGUUGAGUGCCCCCCUAGUGUCAGUCACUGUCCACCUCCUGCAUGUGCUUGUUUGUAAAUACACCAAAUAAAAUGAUCAGUAUAAACUGAA